AUGACUUCCCAAAGUCCUGUGUACCCCGCCGAGAACAUGUCAAUGGCACAUCCGUUUGACCCCCUCACUCCGGGGGAAAUCGCAAAGGCUGCGCAAAUUGUGCACAAAGCCUUGCCAGGAAAGUCUCCAAAUUUCCGAGUCAUCACCCUGCAAGAGCCGCGCAAGAGCGAAAUGAUCCCCUUUCUCGAGAAGGAGCAUUUCGGUCAAUCCCAGAUCUCACGACCUGUCCGAACAGCACGCGUGCAAGUGACCGUUCGCGGUGAUUCAGGAGCAAUCGAAAUGAUCGAGCUCUUUGUCGAUAUUCAUUCUGCGUCAGUCAUCAAGAAGGAGCACCUAGCAGGCAAACAUCCUUACAUCGACUCGGCUUACAUGCAAGCGGCAGAGAAAGCAUGCAGAGCCGACCCGCGAGUCCAGGCGGAGAUUGAAAAGUUAAAGCUUCCUCUUGAUGCCAUGGUGGUUAUUGAGCCAUGGGCUUAUGCCACUGAUGGAAUGAGCGAAAUGACCGAACGGACGACUAUGUGUUACUUCUACAUGCGUCUUCUUGAUCACCUGGACGCCAACUACUACGCCUAUCCACUUGAGCUCUGCGCAGAAGUAUCCGAGCAGCUGGAAGUGACCAAAAUUUACCAUCUGCCUUCUUCUGAGAGCGAGAAAACCCGCGAAGAUGCGCGACCAUAUGAGCACGGCAAGAUCCAUCCAACCGAGAUGAGCGAGUAUCAUCCCGAUCUCCGACCUCCACCACGCACAACUACCAAGCCGUACCAAGUCAUCCAGCCCGAGGGUCCUUCGUUCAAAACAGAUGGUAAUCUCUUGAGCUGGGAGAAAUGGACGAUGCGAGUCGGCUUCAACUAUCGCGAAGGACUAACCCUCCAUGACAUCCGCUACGACAACCGAAGCCUUUUCUACCGUCUCUCCCUGUCAGAGAUGUUCGUUCCCUACGGUGACCCACGCUCUCCAUACCCCAGAAAAGGAGCCUUUGACCUAGGCAACGACGGUGCAGGAAUCAACGCCAACAACCUCCAACUAGGCUGCGACUGUCUCGGCACAAUCAAGUAUUUCGACGGUUGGCACAAUACGUCCUCCGGCGAACCAGUCAAACUACCAAAUGUUGUCUGCUGCCACGAACAAGAUGAUGGAAUUCUAUGGAAACACACAAACCACCGCACCCAGAACGCCGUCGUCACCCGCUCGCGUAUCCUAGUCCUACAGACCAUCAUAACAGUCAGCAACUACGAGUAUAUUUUCGCGUUCCAUUUCAGCCAAGAUGCCUCCAUCCACUACGAAGUUCGCGCAACAGGCAUUCUCUCAACAUGCCCAAUUAACCUAGAUGACACAGUCAGCUACGGUACGAUCGUCGCACCAGGCGUACUAGCUCCAUACCACCAACACCUCUUUUCACUCCGCAUCGACCCAGCAAUCGAAGGCACAACCAACUCCCUCCAAGUCGAAGAGUCACACGCCCUACCAGUCGAUAACAAAAACCCCUUCGGAGUAGGCUAUACCACAAAGUCGAAAAUCAUAGACCAAGAAGGAGGUCUAGAUCUCGACUUCACCACAAAUCGCUCGUUCAAGAUAAUCAACGAAGACAAAAUCAACCCCAUCACAGGAACACCUGUGGGAUUUAAAUUGAACCCUUGUUAUAGCCAGAUGCUCCUCGCUCAUCCGGGCUCUUACCACGCUAAGCGAUCAGAGUUCGGGGCCCACGCUGUUUGGAUUACGCGGUAUGAAGACGACGAGGUCUUCCCGGCGGGAAGACAUACGAUGCAAUCUUCUGGUGGAGAGGGUAUUAGCUCUGUGAUUGAGCAGCGGAAGAAAGACGGGAACUCGAAUGUUAGAAAUGAGGACAUUGUGAUCUGGCAUACGUUUGGAUCGACUCAUAAUCCGCGCAUUGAGGAUUGGCCGGUUAUGCCAUCGGAGAAGAUGGUUGUGGGGUUGAAGCCGAUUAACUUCUUUUCUGGGAAUCCGGGGUUGGAUGUGGCUGUUUCGACACAGGAAAGGAAUAAGAGUGUGCUUGUGGAGGAUGGGGCUGGGGCUAGGGCGAAAGCUUGUUGUCGAUUAUAA
Molecule: messenger RNA, 2061 nt
Organism: Penicillium atrosanguineum
Lineage: Eukaryota; Fungi; Ascomycota; Eurotiomycetes; Eurotiales; Aspergillaceae
Product: amine oxidase
Exons: 3
Coding region: 1-2061 (686 amino acids)
Biological process (GO): amine metabolic process
Molecular function (GO): quinone binding; primary methylamine oxidase activity; copper ion binding
Source: RefSeq, a predicted model, not a curated record